Molecule: messenger RNA, 2016 nt
Organism: Lodderomyces orthopsilosis Co 90-125
Lineage: Eukaryota; Fungi; Ascomycota; Pichiomycetes; Serinales; Debaryomycetaceae
Gene: FRP2
Product: Frp2p
Exons: 1
Coding region: 1-2016 (671 amino acids)
Biological process (GO): copper ion import; intracellular iron ion homeostasis; iron ion transport
Cellular component (GO): plasma membrane
Molecular function (GO): ferric-chelate reductase activity
Source: RefSeq, a predicted model, not a curated record
AUGAGUGAAUUAUCAGUGGAGCUUCAAAAACUGUUUGAAAAAGAGAGAAACACCAAGAACCAAUGGGUCAGUUGUGCUUUUAGUUUAGUGAUUUUUGUUGCUCAUGGUAUUAUCUUUUUUUGGAUUCCUAGAACUUUGAGACAGAAACGGUUUGUCAAAUCCAACAGGUUCAAGCCAUUCUUUGUUUUACUCAAUAUUUGGAAUACGUUUAACUAUACUUUAACGUUAAAGCUUCGUAGCAAGAGGAUAUACUUCAAACCAAGUGUUUUGAUAUUGUUUUUAUUCUAUAUUUUAUUGAAUGGGAAACUUUGCUACAAUGAUACCCACGACAUUACUUAUAUACCACGAACAUUUGUCAUUGCCAAAAGAUGCGCUAGAGUUGGUAUAGGUCAGAUUCCAGCAAUCUUCCUUCUUGUUACAAAAGGUGAUUUUAUAACUGGUGUAACUGGUCUCACUUUUGAACGUACAACUUUUCUCCACAUUUGGUUCUCAUCCAUGAUGUUUGUUGUUGUUACAUUCCACGUUGCUGUUGUAUCCUAUUACUGGGACAAACCUGAAUGGUCCAACAUGCAUCCCAGGUAUCCCAAAAAUGUGUAUGGGAUCAUUGCUUACGUCACUUUCGUUUUACUUGCAUUGGGAAAUGUUAAAUUCAUCCGUAAAUAUUGGUACGAUCAAUCGAUGGUUAACCAUCGUGUACAAUCAUUUAUUAUGUUGCUUAUGGCCUUCUUUCAUAACAACAGUGCCAAAGCCAUGGUUAUUGUUGGGGUGCAUUUAUUGGUGCUUGAUAAAGUCAUUGGACGUAUUUACGGUAUUGUACAUAGCAAAAAAUCACCUACCAAAGGUUGGUCGCAAUUUGAAAUGUUGGAUGAUGAUGUUAUGAAAGUGUCUAUCCCCAUCAAAAUUAACAAGAAUUUCAACCCCAACUCAUGGUUUGGAUUAAUCAAGUUCAAAUAUGGAAAUUGGAAAGCUGGUCAGCACAUUUACUUCAAUGUUAGAAAGAUUGAUUUCUUUCAACACCACCCAUUCAUGAUUGCUAGUUUGCCUGAGUCUGAAAAGAUGGUUCUCAUUGUGAGGAAAAGGAAUGGCUUCACUAAAAAGAUGUUUGAGAGGUUUAUCGAUCUCAGGAAUAAACAAUUGGCUGGGGAAGAAACAGAAAUGGAUUACACUCUUUGGUACAGACCAAAAUUGGACAGGCUUUUCCAAAAAUUGCAUCCGUUGUUGCACAAAUUGGAACCUGUGUUACAAAAAUUGAAGUUUAGAUCAAAGAAUGACUCCACUACAGACCAAGGAGAAACGAGCACAACGUUACCAGGGUACAGGAAGAUAGUCAACCCGGAAACAGUUAUUUGGAAGGUAGCAUUUAGGGGUCCUCUGGGAGGCAAAUGCCAACCUUUAUUGACGUUCGACUCGGUGGCGUUCCUUGCACAAGACCUUGGUGCUUCAUUUAUAUUACCAGUUUGUUUAGAUUUGCUACAAACAAUUGAUAGAAAAGAAGUUGAAAAAGAUUAUUUGGGAAGACCUGCACAUCCAGCAAUUUCCAUUUAUUGGUCAGUCAAGUCUAUUAAAACAAUUAGCUAUUAUAAUCAUUUGCUUGUUAAGUUAGUAAGUUUUAUCAAGUCAGGGAAGUUAAAGCUCACUGUAUUCGUUGAAGAGGAUUAUGGCACUAAUAAUGGACAAACAAUAGAGCUUAAUCCAUUCACUAGUGUGACAAAGGUGAAGGGAGUUGAAGUGGAAGUCAACACGGAGGUGGAGAAAUGCAGCUCGAGUGAUAGCUCAGACUCCGUAGAUGAUUCUCUCAUCAACAAGAUCUUCCAGCCAAUGGAUAUUGAUGACAUACUAAAAACCCAUAUAACCAGCGUCAAAUACUCUGGUAAUAAUUAUUUCAAGUCGUUGGCUAUUCUAAGUUGCGGAGAGGACCCAAAUUUUGGAAAGAGUGUUGAGUAUCAUGUACAAAGCUUUAGGUGGAUGAAAGAAGCACCAAAUAUCUAUUUUUACAAUGAAUCGUAUUAUACAUAG